Messenger RNA from Xenopus laevis (African clawed frog), 1519 nucleotides. It is a transcript of the gene pigc.S, whose product is annotated as phosphatidylinositol glycan anchor biosynthesis class C S homeolog. NCBI's taxonomy places the organism in Eukaryota, Metazoa, Chordata, Amphibia, Anura, Pipidae. The coding region runs from base 256 to 1209 and encodes 317 amino acids. Gene Ontology annotation, cellular component: membrane; glycosylphosphatidylinositol-N-acetylglucosaminyltransferase (GPI-GnT) complex. The record is from RefSeq and is a predicted model, not a curated record. The transcript is spliced from 2 exons. Gene Ontology annotation, biological process: GPI anchor biosynthetic process.
GUCCCUAUCCUACUUGGAAGUUUCUGUGAUCUGUGCUGGAAUUAGCCCCGAAAAUCUGACUAAGUGUCGUCACAUACCCGGAAGUGUAGGAAGCGUGUGAAUGGAGAGCCCUUGUCAGUGAUUAAACUGAGUAUUUAUACCUCCAUUAAACUUGGCAAACAUCAGAAUCCACUUGACAAAGGCCUUGGUGCCGAAACGUUGGGGCUAUUCUCAUUCCUUUGGUAUUACACUGAGAGCAUCUGGCAAAGAAGCGGAAUGAGCCCAGUGCUGCAGAGCCCUGGGGGAGAACAUUACUCUAGUCUGUCAUGGGGAGCAGGGAAUCCUCCUUCAGCUCCAGUGGGCUCCCCGCCUAUCUGGAAAAAGGUGUUAUACGAGCAUCAGCCAUUCCCUGAUAAUUAUGUAGAUAACCGCUUCCUGGAGGAACUGAGGAAGAACAUUUAUGUACGUCGGUAUCACUACUGGGCAGUGGUGUUUGAAGCUGGAGUUGUAAUCCAACAGCUCUGCAGUGUUUGUGUCUUCUCUGUUAUAUGGUGGUACAUGGACCAGGAUUUGCUGUCUCCUCAGAAGCUGUGUGGGGUCAGCUUGCUUCUCACACUCCUUGGCUACAUAUUGUUUGAUGCUGUAGACAAAGGAGAAGGAAGAAGAGACAGUGGACGAACGCACUGGGCUGAUCUGAAGAGCGCACUUGUAUUUGUAGCAUUUACUUAUGGGUUUUCCCCAGUGCUUAAAACACUGACUGAAUCUAUUAGCACCGACACAAUUUAUGCUAUGUCAGUCCUUAUGCUUCUUGGACACCUGGUCUUUUUCGACUAUGGAGCCAAUGCCGCUGUAGUUUCUAGUACUCUUUCCAUAAACAUGGCCAUUUUUGCUUCUGUUUGUCUUGCCUCGCGACUUCCACGGUCCCUUCAUGCUUUUGCUAUGGUCACUUUUGCCAUCCAGAUUUUUGCUCUGUGGCCCAGCUUGCAAAGAAAGCUGAGGGCUAACACUCCUCGAACAUACAUAGGCGUAACCUUUCUCUUUGCCAUUCUUACCAUGGCUGGACUAUUGAGCAUUUCGGGUGUGGGGGCUUUGCUGUUUUUUCUUCUCCUCCUCUCCGUGACAUUUUUAUGUCCAUACUGCCUAAUUCGGCUGCAGCUUUUUAAAGAUAACAUUUAUGGACCAUGGGAUGAAGCAGAAAUUAAAGACGACCUUUCUCGCUUCCUUAAUUAGAAAUGUGCAAAUCAAUAUGACGCACUUCUGACAGCUUUGUAACUAAGAAUAAAGGCAGAAUUUCUGUUUUUAACCAUUAUUAGGGAAUAUUUUACUAGAUAUUUUGAUUUUAUGUUUGUGGGGUUGAUCAGUCAUUUCUUAGUAAUCAUUUUCUUUUUAAUCUCAUAUUUAUUUACAUCCAUAUUCCACAUGUGGGUUUAUAGACUUUACUAGGUCAAUACCAGCUCAAUACUGACCAAUUAUCCACCUAUAUAGUUUGUAUUUGGCAAAUGACUGCACAAUUCUGUUUUUAAUAAAAAAAAAAAUGCUA